AAGAAACACAAAAUAGGUAGCGAUAUUUCGGAGAGAAUUUUAGAGAGAGAAAAUCAGAGAAAAGGGAUGACGGAGAUCUCUAGUGGGAGAUCGAUAUCGAGAUCGUCGCGUUUCCUUCUGUUAUUCUCUUCGAUUUCUCUACACUUCAUUACAGGUUUUUCAAAAGAUUCAUCAAAUUCUACAAAUGGAACAAAAGAUGAUGCUCAUGCUACUUCUGGUGGCAGCACUGGGUCCAGAGUAAUCAUCAUAUGCAUUCUGGUUCUCAUAGUUGUGCUCUUGUCAGUUUUGCUUUUCAAAUUAUGGCAAAAGAAGAAACGCGAGGAGCAAUAUGCUCGCCUGUUAAAGCUGUUUGAAGAGGAUGAUGAGCUUGAG
This is a messenger RNA of Ilex paraguariensis (yerba mate), 372 nucleotides long. The record is from the annotation of a GenBank genome assembly. NCBI's taxonomy places the organism in Eukaryota, Viridiplantae, Streptophyta, Magnoliopsida, Aquifoliales, Aquifoliaceae.